AGUUAUUUUGCGAGAUUUUGAUACAUGAUUGUUCCCCCCAGGCUCCCCACUCUUAUCGCAGAAGAUCGGACCAGAAUACCUGUAGCCUGGUAUCUCUGGCAUAUUCUACAUCUGACACCCUCCAGGGAAGCCGAAUCACGGGCAGCCUCGUCGCAGUAGUACUUGUUAUCGCUGAAUUUUGAGUCCGCGGGGCUCCCAACCAGCAAAAUGGUGAACAUCACGGAGAAGAUCAAAGAGAUUGAAGAUGAGAUGCGCAGGACGCAGAAGAACAAGGCCACAGAAUACCAUCUGGGUCUGCUGAAGGGAAAGCUCGCCCGAUUAAGAGCCCAACUUCUAGAGCCGACAGGCGGUUCCGGCGGCGCUGGCGCAGGUUUCGAUGUCAGCAAGAGUGGUGAUGCGCGUGUUGCCCUUGUCGGUUUCCCCUCCGUCGGUAAAUCGACGUUCCUGAGCAAGAUCACGAAGACGAGGAGUGAGGCUGCGGCGUACUCUUUCACCACGUUGACUGCUAUCCCGGGUGUUUUGGAAUAUGGGGGUGCGGAGAUCCAGAUUCUUGAUCUUCCUGGUAUCAUCGAGGGUGCUGCUGAGGGUAAGGGAAGAGGCCGUCAGGUUAUCUCUGCUGCUAAGACUAGUGAUUUGAUUCUCAUGGUUCUCGAUGCCACUAAGCGAGCAGAACAGCGGGCACUCCUAGAGGCGGAAUUGGAUGCCGUUGGUAUUCGUCUGAACAAGGAGCCUCCAAACAUCUACCUCAAACAAAAGAAAGCAGGCGGAGUGAAGAUCACCUUCCAGACACCCCCAAAAUACCUCGACGAAAAGCUCAUCUUCAACGUCCUCCGUGACUACAAGAUGCUAAACUGUGAAGUUUUGAUCCGAGAUGAAUACGCAACAAUCGACGACUUCAUCGACGUCAUCAUGAAAGACCACAGAAAAUACAUCAGAUGUCUCUACGUAUAUAACAAGAUCGACAGCAUCAGUCUCGACUUCCUGAACCAACUCGCCCGUGAACCGCAUACCGCCGUAAUGAGUUGUGAACUAGACCUCGGCGUCCAGGAAGUAGUUGAACGGAUCUGGAAAGAACUUCGUUUGAUCAGAGUAUACACGAAACGGAAAGGAGAAGAGCCUGAUUUCAGCGAAGCGUUGAUUGUACGGAGCAAUUCUUCCAUCGAGGACGUCUGCGAUAGCAUUCACCGGACGUUGAAAGAAUCGUUUAAGUAUGCUUUGGUGUGGGGUGCAAGUGCGCGGCAUAUCCCGCAACGAGUGGGAUUGGGACAUAUUGUGGCGGAUGAGGAUGUGGUUUCGAUAGUUGCGAAGUAAUUGCGAUAUGGGGGUUACUCCUAUGAGACGAAUGCCUUAGAACUAAAUAUGACGUGACCCUGAAGCGA
Messenger RNA from Aspergillus pseudotamarii, 1379 nucleotides. Its product is annotated as putative GTP binding protein (Gtp1). Gene Ontology annotation, cellular component: cytoplasm. The record is from RefSeq and is a predicted model, not a curated record. The coding region runs from base 208 to 1311 and encodes 367 amino acids. Gene Ontology annotation, biological process: cytoplasmic translation. The transcript is spliced from 10 exons. NCBI's taxonomy places the organism in Eukaryota, Fungi, Ascomycota, Eurotiomycetes, Eurotiales, Aspergillaceae. Gene Ontology annotation, molecular function: GTPase activity; GTP binding.